Molecule: messenger RNA, 921 nt
Organism: Pleurotus ostreatus (oyster mushroom)
Lineage: Eukaryota; Fungi; Basidiomycota; Agaricomycetes; Agaricales; Pleurotaceae
Exons: 3
Coding region: 1-921 (306 amino acids)
Biological process (GO): 7-methylguanosine RNA capping; 7-methylguanosine cap hypermethylation
Cellular component (GO): nucleus
Molecular function (GO): RNA cap trimethylguanosine synthase activity
Source: RefSeq, a predicted model, not a curated record
AUGGGUGCUCGAGCACGGCGCGUCGGGGGCGUCUCCCGGUAUGCGAUGGCGGCGUUCACUCAAGCCGAAGAGCCCGACCAGGAAGAUAAUCGACCAUCAAAGAAACGCAAAGUGGAUGUGUCCGCAAACUUCCCUGCUGGUUGGGUUAAAAAAUACGAUGCAAGCCAUCUUGUAGAACAUGUUACUGACCCAAGUCAGAUACCAGAAGAACUUUCGAAAUACUUUUGGCAGCGAAACCGCUAUUUUUCAUUGUAUUCUUCACCGCCGGGCUGCCUUCUUGAUGCGGAGGGCUGGUAUAGUAUAACACCGGAACGGAUAGCAGAUCAGAUAGCAGACCGGUGUCGGUGCGAUACCAUCUUGGAUGCAUUUUGUGGAGUCGGAGGCAACGCGAUCGCGUUUGCGAAAACAUGCCAGAGAGUCAUUGCAAUGGAUAUAAAUCCAACCAGACUGGCCCUUGCCAGACACAAUGCCCAGAUAUACGGCGUGGCUGAUCGUAUCGAAUUUAUUCUGAUGGACUACAUUUCGUUCGCAAAGACCUACCCCACGCAGUGGUCGAGGGCCACGUCAACAAACGAAACUCGUAGGAUAGACAUCGUGUUCCUGAGUCCUCCUUGGGGUGGCCCGUCUUACCAGCAAUCAUCUCCUCGGAAGGGGCAAGAUCAAGCGGCCGAGGAUGAAUACUCCCUUUCUUCCAUCCAGCCCAUCGAUGGCGCAGAAUUGUACAAGAUCACGCAAAGGCUCACUCAAAAUAUCGCCUACUACCUCCCUCGCAAUACAAAUCUACAAGAAGUCAGCGCCUUAGUGCCAGCCGAAGGACAGGCAGAAUUCGUUGAGGUAGAAGAAGAGUGGAUGGGUUCAAAGCUCAAAGCAUUGACCUGUUAUUUUGGAGGGCUUGUAAAAGGUCAAGAGGACAUGUACUGA